Hipposideros armiger (great roundleaf bat) is the source of this 6988-nucleotide messenger RNA. RefSeq names its product tensin 1 (gene TNS1). The transcript has 29 exons. The record is from RefSeq and is a predicted model, not a curated record. Gene Ontology annotation, cellular component: focal adhesion. Gene Ontology annotation, biological process: fibroblast migration. NCBI's taxonomy places the organism in Eukaryota, Metazoa, Chordata, Mammalia, Chiroptera, Hipposideridae. Gene Ontology annotation, molecular function: protein binding. Bases 300 to 5243 code for a protein of 1647 amino acids.
GAGGAAUAUGGCAGCUGAGCUGGGAAAAGGCUGCUUCGAAUCCGGUUUGGAGGCAGCCCAUCAACACUGAGAGUGCACCGAAGAAUGUAGUGGACACGGGAGAAGGAGCCUUCCGGGGUGGAAACACACGGAAAAGCCUCGAGGAAGACGGCCUGGAGAGGGCUGAAGAAGGUUCCUCCUCUUGGGGCCCCAGUGGUCAAGCCCGAAGUCUGAGGUUGAAUCCUGCUGGUCAUCAGGACGUGGGGGGCUCCACCAGAGUCACCUCGAGUGUCCAGCCCUAUCCCAAGCCCAUCAGAAACAUGAGUGUGAGCCGGACCAUGGAGGACAGCUGUGAGCUGGACCUGGUGUAUGUCACGGAGAGGAUCAUCGCCGUCUCUUUCCCCAGCACAGCCAAUGAGGAGAACUUCAGAAACAACCUCCGCGAGGUGGCCCAGAUGCUCAAGUCCAAACAUGGAGGCAACUACCUGCUUUUCAACCUCUCUGAGCGGAGACCCGACAUCACGAAGCUCCACGCCAAGGUACUGGAAUUUGGCUGGCCCGACCUCCACACCCCAGCCCUGGAGAAGAUCUGCAGUGUCUGCAAAGCCAUGGACACUUGGCUUAAUGCAGACCCCCACAAUGUUGUCGUUCUUCACAACAAGGGAAACCGAGGCAGGAUAGGUGUUGUCAUCGCAGCUUACAUGCACUACAGCAACAUUUCAGCCAGUGCUGACCAGGCCCUGGACCGGUUUGCCAUGAAGCGAUUCUAUGAGGAUAAGAUUGUGCCCAUUGGCCAGCCAUCUCAGAGAAGGUAUGUGCAUUACUUCAGCGGCCUGCUCUCUGGCACCAUCAAAAUGAACAAUAAGCCCUUGUUUCUGCACCACGUGAUCAUGCAUGGCAUCCCCAACUUCGAGUCUAAAGGAGGGUGUCGGCCAUUUCUCCGGAUCUACCAGGCCAUGCAACCUGUUUACACGUCUGGCAUCUACAACGUCCAAGGAGACAGCCAGACAAGCAUUUGCAUCACCAUCGAACCUGGACUGCUCUUGAAGGGAGACAUCUUGCUGAAGUGCUACCACAAGAAGUUCCGGAGCCCAGCCCGAGACGUCAUCUUCCGUGUGCAGUUCCACACCUGCGCCAUCCAUGACCUGGGGGUUGUCUUUGGGAAGGAGGACCUUGAUGAUGCCUUCAAAGAUGAUCGAUUUCCAGAAUAUGGCAAGGUGGAAUUUGUAUUUUCUUAUGGACCAGAGAAAAUUCAAGGCAUGGAACACCUGGAGAAUGGGCCGAGUGUGUCUGUGGACUACAACACCUCUGAUCCCCUCAUCCGCUGGGAUUCCUAUGACAACUUCAGUGGGCAUCGAGAGGACGGCAUGGAGGAGGUUGUGGGACAUACCCAGGGGCCGCUGGACGGGAGCCUGUAUGCCAAGGUGAAGAAGAAGGACUCCCUGCAUGGCAGCACUGGGGCCGUCAAUGCCACACGUCCUGCCCUGUCGGCCACCCCCAACCACGUGGAACACACCCUCUCUGUGAGCAGUGACUCGGGCAACUCCACAGCCUCCACCAAGACCGACAAGACCGAUGAGCCUGCCCCCGGCCCCUCCAGUGCCCCUGCUGCCCUGAGUCCCGAGGAGAAGCGUGAGCUGGACCGCCUGCUCAGUGGCUUCGGCUUAGAGAGAGAGAAGCCAGGCAUCAUGUACCACACCCAGCAUCUCCGGUCCCGCCCAGCAGGGGGCCCUGCUGCACCCUCCUCCGGCCGCCAUGUUGUCCCAGCCCAGGUUCACGUCAACGGCAGUGCUUUGGCAUCUGAGCGAGAGACAGACAUCCUGGAUGAUGAGCUGCCCAACCAGGACGGGCACAGUGUGGGCAGCAUGGGCACACUGUCCUCCCUGGAUGGGAUCACCAACACGAGUGAGGGGGGCUACCCAGAGGCCUUGUCCCCACUGACCAAUGGUCUGGACAAGCCCUACCCCGUGGAACCUAUGGUCAAUGGUGGGGGCUACCCUUAUGAGUCUGCCAGCCGUGCAGUGCCUGCCCCCAUGCGGCCCUCCUACUCCGCACAGGAAGGUUUAGCUGGCUACCAGAGGGAGGGCCCGCACACAGCCUGGCCACAGCCAGUGACCACCUCCCACUAUGGCCAUGACCCCAGCGGUAUAUUCCGCUCUCAGUCCUUUCCGGAAACAGAGCCGCAGUUGCCCCAAGCUCCAGCCCGUGGGGGGAGCAGCCGGGAGGCUGUGCAGAGGGGCCUCAAUUCCUGGCAGCAGCAGCAGCAGCAGCAGCAGCAGCCGCCUUGCCCUCCUCCUCGCCAGCAGGAAAGAGCCCACUUGGAGGGUCUUAGGCCCAGCAGGCCUAGUCCCCUGCCAUUGGCAGAGACCCCCACCCCUGGCCUCCCUGAGUUCCCAAGGGCAGCGUCCCAGCAGGAAAUCGAGCAGUCCAUUGAAGCCCUCAACAUGCUGAUGCUGGAUUUGGAGCCGGCUGCGGCCGCCACCCCCCUGCACAAGUCCCAGAGUGUCCCAGGGGCCUGGCCGGGGGCUUCCCCGCUCUCCUCCCAGCCCCUCUCGGGCUCCCCCUUCCAGUCCCAUCCACUGACCCAGUCUAGAUCUGGCUACAUCCCCAGUGGGCAUUCCUUGGGAACCCCUGAGCGGGCCCCACGGGCCUCCCUGGAGCCUGGCAGGCCUUACUCACCUUAUGAUUAUCAGCUAUGUCCAGCUGGGCCCAACCAGAGUUACCGUCCAAAGAGCCCGACCUCCUCCUCUUCCUCUCCCGCCUUCCUUCCAACCACCCUCAGCCCUCCAGGGCCUCAGCAGCCCCCAGCCUCUCUCCCUGGCCUCACUGCUCAGCCUCAGCUCCCACCAAAGGAGGUGACUUCAGAUCCAUCUCGAACUCCGGAGGAGGAGCCCUUGAACCUGGAGGGCCUGGUAGCCCACCGGGUAGCAGGAGUGCAGGCUCGGGAGAAGCAGCCUGCGGAGCCCCCAGCCCCUCUCCGGAGGCGGGCGGCCAGUGAUGGACAGUAUGAGAACCAGUCUCCAGAACCCUCAUCCCCCCGGAGCCCUGGGGUUCGCUCCCCCGUCCAGUGUGUCUCCCCAGAGCUAGCUCUCACUAUCGCUCUCAAUCCUGGAGGGCGACCCAAAGAGCCCCAUCUGCACAGCUACAAGGAGGCCUUCGAGGAGAUAGAGGGAACCUCCCCGACCAGCCCACUGCCCAGUGGGGUGCGCUCCCCUCCAGGUCUGGCCAAGACACCCCUGUCUGCUCUGGGCCUGAAACCCCACAACCCAGCGGAUAUCCUGUUGCACCCCACGGGUGUCACCAGAAGACUGAUCCUGCCAGAGGAGGAUGAGGGGAAGGAGGUGACAGAGCUUUCGGAAGAGCCCCGGAGCUAUGUCGAGUCAGUGGUGCGGACAGCAGUGGCUGGACCCCGAGCUCAGGACCCUGAGCCCAAGAGCCUGAGCACCCCAGCUACCCAGGCCUAUGGCUCUGAGACACCCCUGAGGAAUGGGACCCUGGGUGGCUCCUUUGUCUCCCCCAGCCCCCUCUCUACCAGCAGCCCCAUUCUCAGUGCUGACAGCACUUCAAUGGGGAGUUUUCCAUCAGGAGAGAGCAGUGACCAGGGCCCCCGGACACCCACCCAGCCUUUGCUAGAUUCUGGCUUCCGCUCCGGCAGCCUGGGCCAACCCAGCCCUUCGGCUCAGAGAAGCUACCAGAGUUCUCCUCUCCCAACCACGGGCAGCAGCUACAGCAGCCCUGACUACUCACUUCAGCAGUUCAACUCCCCAGAAGGCCAGGCCCGGUCUCAGUUCACUGUGGCCGGUGUCCACAUGGUACCUGGGAGCCCUCAGGCACGCCACAGGACAGUGGGCACCAACACUCCUCCUAGUCCUGGCUUUGGUGGCCGAGCUGUCAACCCCAGCAUGGCUGCCCCUGGCAGCCCCAGUCUGAGCCACCGCCAGGUGAUGGGCCCACCAGGAACUGGUUUGCAUGGUAACACAGUCUCCAGCCCCCAGAGCAGUGCAGCCACCACUCCAGGAAGCCCCAGCCGGGGCCGGCACCCUGGGGCCCACCAGGCCUCAGGUCUCCAUAGCAGCGUGGCCACCACUCCAGGAAGCCCCAGCCGGGGCCAGCACCCUGGAGCCCACCAGGCCCCAGGCCUCCAUGGCAAUGUAAUCACCACUCCAGGGAGCCCCAGCCUGGGCCGGCACCCCGGAGCCCCCCAGGGCGCCUUGGCUUCCAGUCUCCACGGCAACACAAUAGCCAGCCCGGGAAGCCCCAGCCUCGGUCGUCACCUAGGAGGGUCUGGAUCUGUGGUUCCUGGCAGCCCCAGCUUGGACCGGCAUGUGGCCUAUGGCGGCUACUCCACCCCUGAGGACCGGAGACCCACGCUGUCCCGGCAGAGCAGUGCCUCGGGCUACCAGGCUCCUUCCACGCCCUCCUUCCCUGUGUCGCCUGCCUACUACCCCAGCCUGAGCAGCCCCACCACCUCCCCGUCACCGGACUCAGCAGCCUUCCGGCAAGGGAGCCCAACGCCAGCCUUGCCCGAGAAGCGGAGGAUGUCCAUGGGAGACCGGGCGGGUAGCCUCCCCAACUAUGCCACCAUCAACGGGAAGGUGUCCUCCUCGCCUGUUGCCAGCGGCAUGUCCAGUCCCAGUGGGGGCAGCACCGUCUCCUUCUCGCACACUCUGCCCGACUUCUCGAAGUACUCCAUGCCAGACAACAGCCCCGAGACCCGGGCCAAAGUAAAAUUUGUCCAGGACACUUCCAAGUAUUGGUACAAGCCCGAGAUCUCUAGAGAGCAAGCCAUCGCACUCCUGAAGGACCAGGAGCCAGGGGCCUUCAUCAUCCGCGACAGUCACUCCUUCCGAGGAGCCUAUGGGCUGGCCAUGAAGGUGUCUUCUCCCCCUCCGACCAUCAUGCAGCAGAAUAAAAAAGGGGACAUGACCCAUGAGCUGGUGAGACAUUUCCUGAUAGAGACCGGCCCCAGAGGAGUCAAACUCAAGGGCUGCCCCAAUGAACCAAACUUUGGAUCUCUGUCUGCCCUGGUCUACCAGCACUCCAUCAUCCCACUGGCUCUGCCCUGUAAGCUGGUCAUUCCAAACCGAGGUAGGAACCUGACACUCCUUGCUCUCCCAGCGCUCUUCGGCUUUGUGGCCCGGAAGCAGGGCAGCACCACGGACAACGCCUGCCACCUCUUCGCUGAGCUUGACCCCAACCAGCCUGCCUCUGCCAUUGUCAACUUUGUCUCCAAAGUCAUGAUGAGUGCUGGCCAGAAGAGAUGAACCCACCCCUUGCCCAGGGCCAAGGCAACGGGGAUGGGGCUUGUGGAGAAGGGGACCCAUGAAUCCUGACUACCUUUGAAUCCGGAAGGAGGACUUUGGGCCAAUUUUGGAGAAGGAGAGAAGAAAGUGCAACAUGGGGAGAGGGAAGUGAAUUGCAGAGGGGAGGGGGAGAGAGGGAGAGAAAGAAAGAAAAAGAUGGAGGAGGAGAACUUGGGAUUCCUUUCGGUAGAUGGGUACUGUGCAACCCCAAAAGCCUCCAAAACCAACCAGGUCCACCUAACUCCCCCUCACCCGGCCCCCGCUCCCCCCAGAGGAUGGAGCUCCUCAACGGAGGCAGAACUGACCUCCUUGAGGAUCCAUAUUUUGGCGGGGGGUGGGCGUCAUGGGAAAGCUCUGUCUCCCUACCCCAGCUGCUUUGCAGUGAGAAAUCAAGUUGCGAGAAUCUUUUUCCGGCCAUCUCUAGGGUAAAUUGCCAAACCAAAAAGAGCCAGCAUGGGACAUCAAGUGGCAGAACUUUUGCUUUUGAAAGUAUCUCAGACCCGAGGCACCUGAGGUCUCUCCCCUCUGCCCCUGACGUGUAGUUGGUGUGGGUGUACACGUGGGGUGUGUAUCUGUCCACACCCACAUCCUCACACACUGAUCUGUCUUUGCCUCUCAGCUAGAAUUAUAAACAGGUGUACUUGUCUGUGUCCCCUGUAUUUGCACACACGUGCAUGUUGUCCAAAGAAGGUUAGAGUUGGAGUGACACAGCAGCAGGAAGGGGACACCAGCCCUCUUCCCCAGGAGCACCCAGGAAUAUGGGUAAUUGACUGCCUUGGCCCCUGCACCUGCACUCCAGCAGCCCUGGGUGCCUCCAGCUCCUUCUCAACAAACACCCCAGCGGGCGUGAGGCUGGCCACCCUGCAGCACCACCCCUGUUCUGCCUCCAUUAGGAGGCGGGAACAUUGGUGUGAGGAGAUGGAGACAUGGGUGUCCAUCACCUUGGGGAAAAGAUCUGUCAGCAGUGGUGGCUGGUGAGCUCCAGGCAUCUUCCCCAAGGUGUGUGGCCAGUGUGUGGCCCAGCAUCCAAGUGGGCAGGUCGCUCCUGCCAGCUCCCAACCCUCAGCCCAUUCUUGGGUUUUGCGCCAAGACCAGCCUUAUAUCUCAGACUUGCUUAUCUGCAUGAGGUCUUUUUGGGUGCUGGGGAUUGAGCCUUCCUGCUCUGCCCUGCCCUGCCCCAUUCUGUCCUGCAGGGCCCCCAUGUUGGGCUCAUCCUGGGGCACCUGCUUCUAAAGGCCCUGCUCAGCGAGGCCCAGGGGAGAUGCCUGUAGUUCUUGUGCCUCCAUCCGCAAGUGUUUUGGGGUCUGACUUUUGCUGGGCUGUCCAGGGUGACUUAGCGAAGCUCUGGGGGCUGCUACCUGUAUACCACAUGGCCUACCUACAAUACCAAAGCCUUGCUGUUCCCCCUUCUGCCUUGGUUUUCCCAGCAGAGCCAAGCUGCCUGUGAGCAGAGGGCAGAAGGCACACAUUUAGGCCAAAGGGCUGCGAGUCCAUGUGGGCAAUUGGGAAACCCUGACCUCCAUCCAAGGACUCUAAGCUGGAAUGGAAAAUUCACUAGGACUCCAUUCCUGAGGGGCUUCUUACGCCUCUGGGGGUCCCCUAGAGAGAGGUGUUGUACUGAUAUAUAAAUAUAUAUAAUAUAUAUGUGAGACAUACUGACAGAAUCUGUAAGCUAAUAAAAUAUAAGAAAAGGUUAAAAAAACGAA